Messenger RNA from Jatropha curcas, 1205 nucleotides. Its product is annotated as RNA-binding (RRM/RBD/RNP motifs) family protein. Gene Ontology annotation, biological process: chloroplast rRNA processing. NCBI's taxonomy places the organism in Eukaryota, Viridiplantae, Streptophyta, Magnoliopsida, Malpighiales, Euphorbiaceae. Gene Ontology annotation, molecular function: mRNA binding. The record is from RefSeq and is a predicted model, not a curated record. Gene Ontology annotation, cellular component: chloroplast thylakoid membrane.
AAAAUUACAGGCUUCCUCACUCCCCUUGAACAAACCGAAAACGUUUUUCUAUCCGUUAUCUCAAAUUUUUUGUCAUCGUAGAAAUGGCAGCGGCAGAGGCUGUAUUCCCUCUAUUCCUGACCCAUGCUUCUUCCUCUAAAUUCUUCUCAUCAUCCAAACCAUCAACGGCACUGCUGUCCAUAAAUUUCCAUAAUCCGUGUUUUACUCCUCUCGUUUGUCGAAAUUUCCCACUAUUUCCUCUCACCAACAGCCACCUAACAACUAGAAAGCUUUCCUUUAAAAGAUGCUCCACUACACAAGAACUAACAGCGGAGACCGAACUACAGCAAACCCAGGAGGAAACAGUCCAAAAGAGAAAACUAUAUGUAGUUAAUUUGCCCUGGUCUCUUUCAGUUGCUGAUAUCAAAAUCCUCUUUGGCCAAUGUGGGACUGUGACAGAUGUUGAGGUUAUAAAGCAAAAAAAUGGGAGAAGCAGGGGAUUUGCAUUUGUGACUAUGGCUUCUGGGGAGGAAGCUCAGGCUGUUGUUGAUAAAUUUGACUCUCAUGAAAUAUCAGGGAGAAUUAUUAGGGUGGAAUAUGCAAAGAGGUUCAAGAAACCUUCUCCUCCACCCCCACCAGGUGCCCCUCCCAAGGAGACACGACACAAGCUUUACGUGAGUAACAUUGGUUGGAAAGUUAGAGCAAAUAACCUAAGAGAAUUCUUCUCAGCUAAUAAUUUCACCCCAGUUUCAAGUAGAGUCGUCUUUGAUAGCCCUACAGGGCGAUCUUCUGGCUAUGGGUUUGUAUCAUUCGUGACAAGGGAGGAAGCUGAGGCUGCCAUUUCUGCUUUAGAUGGAAAGGAAUUAAUGGGUCGACCACUUCGCUUAAAAUUUAGUGAAAAUAAGCCUGAUGAAUCUGGAAGCGAGAAGCAAGAUGAAGAAAAUUUGGAGGCCCAACCAGAAGAAUAACAAAUCUACUGAUUUACUGGCAGAAUUACAGUAUAUAUAGCAGCAGCAGAAAUUUUAAUCUCAUCAAGACAUGCAAGGUGUUCUCUUUUGUCUGCUUAAUUUUUCCUUCUCUUCUUCAAUAAGUUACAAAUUUGCCUAGUUGUUUGUAUAAAAUACCUAUAUACAUUAUUGUGUUAAACGUGGACAUCUGUGUAGAACCUUUUUCUUUUUGUAAAUUGUAAUUAUUUUAAAUGAAGCUGUUUCCACCAUCAUAGUGUA